Telopea speciosissima is the source of this 1312-nucleotide messenger RNA. Its product is annotated as extracellular ribonuclease-like. Bases 53 to 1312 code for a protein of 419 amino acids. NCBI's taxonomy places the organism in Eukaryota, Viridiplantae, Streptophyta, Magnoliopsida, Proteales, Proteaceae. The record is from RefSeq and is a predicted model, not a curated record. Gene Ontology annotation, molecular function: nuclease activity. The transcript has 3 exons.
AUUAAGAAAGCGUAGGAACUAGAAAGCAAGCAGGAAGUUCAGAACUCGAACAAUGGAGUAUCCACUAAUCCAUGAUUGCAGAUUCGCCGUCGGAGAAAACCCUUACAUCAUUAGGGCUUGUAAGCUCAGAGGAGCCAACAGUUUUCUAUGUCAUGAACGAUUCAAAUUCAACUCUUCCAUUCGACAGAAGAGUCGGCCACGAGAAAUUAGGGUUGAGAAGCAAGCCCGAGCCAAAAAAUGGCUCUUCCCCUCCUCCUCCUCCAACGAAAGCAAUUGGAAUUCGAUUUCUGAAGCUUGUAUUGAGUGUUUAAGACGCUUUAAUUUCCCUUUAAUACUGGUUUCUGGAAUCAGUAGCAUUUACUUGUUCUGCUUCAAUCUCUGCUCAGAAGCUCAUGGAAAUCAAACUCCUUUAUUUGUUGGAUCUGCUGCUUGUGAAGAUGUUUCCAAUUACUAUUCCCGUGCUGAGAAGAUAGAAGGAGAAGCACUAAAGAAAGAAUUGCAGGCUAUCAUCUCAAGUCAUCAUCAAUCCUUAUCCUACAAAGAGGUAUGGGAAGCACUCAAGAUUCUUGAUGCUGCUGAUGUUGAUAAUCCUUAUGAUUCAUCAGAUAUAAUUGAAAUUUACUCCUUGAGAUCUGCUUCAAAAUCCAUAGCAGGAAAACUUGAAGGAUGGAACAGAGAACAUCUGUGGCCUCGUUCUUAUGGACUAACUCAUGGCCCAUCUUUAACUGAUUUACACAAUAUUCGUCCAGCAGAUGUGAAUGUAAAUUCAUCUAGAGGAAACAAAUACUUUGGAGAAUGCCUCAGGAACUCAAUCGAUUGUGUGAAGCCAGCAAACAAGGAAGCUGCUUCUGAUACUGAAACAGAUAAGGAGAGAUGGGCACCACCUGUACAGGUUAGGGGAGAUAUUGCGAGGGCAAUAAUGUAUAUGGCUGUACGUUAUGGGUUUCAUCAGGUGGGUGGAAAUCCUAUUCUUCAUCUUUCUGAUUCACCAAGCAUUAGAAACAGAGAGAUGGGUUUGCUUUCAACAUUGUUGAAAUGGAAUAGACUUGAUCCACCAUCAAGAGCUGAGCAGUUGAGAAAUGAGAGAGUUUGCAGGCUCUACCAGCACAAUAGAAAUCCUUUCAUAGAUCAUCCAGAAUAUGCUGAUCUCAUAUGGAACCAAUCGUCGAUGGCAUGGGUGAAUGAGUUCCAUUGCAAGAACAGAGGUAGAGACCAAACUGAAGAUGUUAUUGGGAGGCAAAAGCAAAGCAAGGGGAUUAUACCGAAGACUUCAAAGAUCAUUGGGAAGCACAACAAUAGAUGUUUGGAGUGA